AUGGCUACCUUCUUGAAACAGCCCCUCAAAUUGGCUCUUGUCCAGCUCGCAUCAGGAGCGGACAAGGCCGUGAACCUCUCUCAUGCUCGGAGCAAAGUCCUGGAAGCUGCAAAGGCUGGCGCGAAAUUGAUCGUCCUUCCCGAGUGCUUCAACUCACCCUAUGGCACGAAUUUCUUCCCCAAAUACGCCGAGACCCUCCUUCCCUCUCCUCCCACGAUUGAACAAUCGCCCUCCUUCCACGCCCUGUCGGCCAUCGCCGUAGAGGCAAAUGCAUACCUUGUCGGCGGGAGUAUUCCCGAGCUGGAGCCAUCAACAAAGAAGUACUACAAUACCUCGUUGGUGUUCUCGCCGACGGGCGCGUUGAUUGGCACUCAUCGCAAGACUCAUCUGUUUGACAUUGAUAUCCCGGGCAAGAUUAAGUUCAAGGAGAGCGAUGUACUUUCACCUGGCAACGAGCUGACAGUCAUUGAUCUCCCGGAGUAUGGAAAGAUCGGUCUCGCCAUCUGCUACGAUAUUCGUUUCCCAGAGGCAGCGAUGAUCGCCGCCCGCCAGGGCGCUUUCCUCCUCGUCUACCCGGCGGCCUUCAACACCACCACCGGUCCUUUGCAUUGGUCGCUCCUUGCUCGUGCCCGGGCUGUUGAUAACCAGUCAUAUGUGGCACUCUGCAGCCCGGCGCGUGAUCUCGAUGCCGCCUACCACGCCUAUGGUCACAGCUUGGUCGCUAACCCAAGCGCAAUUAUUCUCUCCGAGGCUGAAGAUAAGGAGACUAUUAUUUACGCUGACUUGGAUAACGAUUCCAUUGCGGACAUUCGCAGUGGAAUUCCCAUCUCCACCCAGCGCCGAUUUGAUCUUUAUCCCGAUGCAAGCGAGACCACACUGAAUUUCACUCGAAAAUCGACCGCGAACUCUUCUUCUGACAAUCGAUCACCUCCGCCCACCGUCGACCACCCCUUCAAGAUGUCCAACGUCAAGACUGGCAACAAGCGCUCGGCUAUCGCCGAUGUGGUGACUCGCGAGUACACCAUCAACCUGCACAAGCGAGUAUGUUGA
Molecule: messenger RNA, 1050 nt
Organism: Penicillium roqueforti
Lineage: Eukaryota; Fungi; Ascomycota; Eurotiomycetes; Eurotiales; Aspergillaceae
Product: carbon-nitrogen hydrolase family protein
Exons: 4
Coding region: 1-1050 (349 amino acids)
Biological process (GO): oxaloacetate metabolic process; L-glutamine metabolic process
Cellular component (GO): mitochondrion
Molecular function (GO): omega-amidase activity
Source: RefSeq, a predicted model, not a curated record